Sus scrofa (pig) is the source of this 4573-nucleotide messenger RNA. RefSeq names its product beta-defensin 105-like. Gene Ontology annotation, biological process: innate immune response. Lineage: Eukaryota; Metazoa; Chordata; Mammalia; Artiodactyla; Suidae. Gene Ontology annotation, cellular component: extracellular region. The record is from RefSeq and is a predicted model, not a curated record.
UCUUAACCCACUGUGCUGGGCUGGGGAUCGAACCUGUACCUGAGCCACUGCAGUUGGACACUUAACCCACUACGUCAUGGUGGGAACUCUGUGUCAUAGUAUUUUUUUAUUUGCUGUUUAAUGUCAUGUUCUCUUGGGUAACAGAGACACUCGGGGACACUUGCAGACCCUCAUUGGUAUCCAGGGUCCCCCAUUCUACCACCCUGUGCAUAUGCUUGUGACCCACAGCUUGCUGGGUUGCCCCCUCCUGCCAACAGCUUCUGAACAGAUGUGCCUUGCUCCAGAGAAGGGCAAGCCAGGUAUCUCUCCUUCCCAAGGGCCUGCCAUGCCCACCACAGCAAGAGGCAACUCCUGAGAUACUGCAACAUCUGUGCUGGAUGCGGUACUGAAAUGAGGGUAGGAGAGACGCUUGCUCCUGCCCAAUGGCCUGCCUUCACCACAACACUAGUAACCCCAGGAUAGGCUGAUUGAUGCCGUAUCCUAGGACGCUCAGUACUCCUGAACUCAACCCCAACCUCAGGUACCAGCUGUGCACCAGUCCAAGCUAAGAGUGGACAGGGGCAGCAGUCACUGGGAGGGAGUGGGAGGGAGGAGGCCAGGUGGGGCCCAGGGUUCAUGGGACAGGGACAGGGGCCAGACACCCUCCCAGGAAGGGUCAGACUUCAUUUACAAAGCAUAUAUUCAAAGACAAAAUGAUUGAGAAUUUUAAUACAGUGCUUGCAGAGUUUUAAACCCGAAGGUGGCAGGAAGGGCUGUUUGAUGGUCACAUGCCCACAAAGUCGGCCUGGCUAUACGUUAUUAAAAAUGCCCCAAAGUCGGAAAGCAUUAGACUCAGCUCUCUAUCCCCAGCACAUAUAUGUCAGCUUGUGCUCCCGAAGUUUAAUUGCUGAACACAACAUACAUAUAUCAGCAUGUUGUGUUUAAGGGGCCAGGAAAGGUGCAUUAUGAAUUAGUGGACUUGAAAAAGAGUUUUUAGAAAGUAAAGAUAGAGAGAAAUGUGAAUCAGAUCUAAUAGCAAUAGCCAGACACUCUGAAAAACACUCUGCGUAUAUUAGCUCAGUUAAUCCUCUCGAAUAUCCUAGGAUACAGGUACCAUUAUUACAUCCUCAUUUUAAGGAUGAAGAAACUGAGGUUCAAAAUAUUAAGCAAAUUGUUUGAGGUCAUAUAUUUGCUAAAUCAAUCUGUUUGACUUUAGAGUCUACAUUUUUAAAUUAUUUUUUUGUUUCAAAAAUGAACAGAGCCUUGUACAAGUAUAGGCAACAGGAUGGGGUUUCUUCAGGGUUGCAGUGAUGUGAAUGGAACAUUUAAUACCCAUGCCCUUAGUGAAUUAAGAGGAUGUGGUCAUUAUGACUUUGGUCUUCUAGGUGAUGUUACAGGCUCAGGGAUUCAGCACUAACUUGGUAAAAUGACUGGUAUCCCUCCCUUUUUCCUUGGGAAAUUUAGGGACAGUACAAAUGAGAGCCAGGGAAGUGAUACCGCACAUCUUUUUGGGCUCUGAUGGGGGGCCAGGCCUCCUUCUGAGCACACCACAUGUUCAGAACACCUUUGCGUCAUAAUUUCACCAGCCCCUCAAAGCAGCCUUGAGGGGCUAGCAGAAUGACCACUCUUCCUCAGUAACUGUGACAGAUGAGAAAACUGAGCCAGGAGAGGUGAGCAGUAGUUUGCUCUUACACCCUGGACAAGGGUGGAGCUGACCCUGAUCUUCCAACUCUUGGCUGGUGACCUCUCCACUGCUCCAGUUAGAACCCCCCAAAUACCAGUCUCCACGGAGGCCCAGGGUUCUUAUGCAUCAUGUAGUCCUUGAUCCUGGGAAAUGGAGCAUACAAAUGUGCAUUCUUUAUUGAUUCACUUCACUGACCAAAAACAUAUCCCACUGCGUUCUAUUAUAAGUGAGCCUCUUGUCCUUUCAAGGGAAUCCCAAACCUCUUUUCUGAUGAGUCUUCCCGCUGAGAUGGCUCCGAGCAGGAAGACGUUUUACUUUGCCUUUGCCUUUUUCUUCAUUUUGGCUCAAUUUACAUCAGGGUGCCAGGCAGGACUAGAAUAUGCCCAGCCACUUCCAGCAGGUGACUUUGCUCCUUGUGAGCCAUGCUGGCUCGGUCGGGGCAAAUGCAGGAAGAUGUGCACUGAGGACGAGAAGGUUGUUGGAAAUUGCAAGGUGAACUUUUUCUGCUGCCGACGGAGGAUCUAGUAAGCCAUAUCAGCACUCUUCUGGCUUCACACACAAGUCUGGAUGUUGAAGGAAGGUCAAGAGAAGUUAUGCAGCUUAACUAAGCCACACAAUGAGUGAGUGUCAGGAUCUUCUCAUUGCCUUCUCCUUUCAUGUUGUUUCUUUGUUUAUUUUUUAAGAUAAUAUUUAAAAAGGUUACCAGCAGGGCAAGGGGGAGGGGCAAGGUAGGAGUGGGGGAUUAAAUGGUACAAACUUCUCUGUAUAAAAUAAAAAAGCUACAAGGAUAUAUUGUACAGCACAAGAAAUAAAGCCAAUGUUUUAUAACACAUUUAAAUGGAGUAUAAUGUAUAAAAUAUUGAACUGCUAGACUGUAUACCUGAAACUAAUAUAAUAUUGUAAAUCAACUUUACUUAAAUUAAAAAAAUAGUCAGACAUGAGUGGGUACCUAAUAGCUACUCACUUAAUCAGCCACUAUUACUAUUUUUUGUGGAGUACAUUAUAACUUAUGAAUCUUUCUCCCAUACUUUUCUUAAAUGACUCACCAUCAUCUUAUAAGGCAGAUUUUUUUAAUCCCCAUUUAUAUUUGAGGAAAUUGAGACCCAGGGAGUCUGUCGUUUCCUCAUGGUCAUGGCUAGAAACCAGUAAAGGAUGUGCACAACACUGUCACGUGCCAUAUAUCAUCCAUAUGCACUAAUUCUCACAAAAAAGAUCAAUGGAAAUGGCAUCCACAACACUGAUAAUGGACUUACAGUUCUAUAGAAAAUAACAAAUUAUUUAUUUUUUCCACAUCCUUUCUUGUUGGACCAAUACAUUGUCAUUGACUUACUCUAGUACUUGUGGUGUAUUUUUAUUGGAUAUAUUUGACAUAAAACUGUGUAAUUUUAAGACAUGCAACAUGUUAAUUUGAUAUUUUUAUAUAUUGUAUUAUGAUCUGUUGUAGCAAUAUUUAGCACCUUUAUCUUAGCACAUAAUUAUCCUUUCUUUUUAGCAUUUGGAUAAUUAAGUUUUAGUCUUUCAGCAAGUUUGAUGGUUGUAACAUGGAAUUGUGUGUUUCUCUUCCUGACAGUGGAAUGUUGGAGAUUAAUUUAAAAUGCUCAGUGGUUGACUAUAUAACUUUGCUUUAUGAAUAAAAUUUGCAGCUUCACAAAAUAAAGAUCAAAAUUAUCAAUCUGAUGAGCAGUUACUCAAACUCACUAAGUUUGAACACAUGAGACUGGACAGUAUGUUGCUCAGCUCUGGAGCAGACCAUUGCAUCAAUGUCUUUUUGCACUCAGUUCCAUUCCCUAUCUUCUCCCUACUCUGCUCUGUAUGAGUAGCAUCACUCUUUGCAAACUACAUUCUCUAAGCUUCUUGACUCUUCUGGCUGGUUUCAGUCAACUGCAAGUGUCUGGAAGAAGAACAGUAGAUGAGAGAACAGGAGAACUCAGGGUUUUUCUCCCUCACUCUCUGCUCCAGCUUCUGUGUCCUUCCUUCUCACCCAGCAGUUUCACUGCAGGUACAGCUCCUGCCAGCAAGUCCUCACUCCUGGGCUCAUGACACAGCCUCCUGUUUUUCCUCCAAUCCUAUGGCAGUGGGGGAGUCCAGCUGUGGAUGAUGUUAGGGCUGCCUCACUGCUCCCAUUUUAUAUAUUCAGUUUUUCCAACAUUUUAUAACUAGCUGUCCAUAUUAAAUCCUCUUUAUUGAAUCUUCUAGUGGGAGGACUAUUUUCAUGCCUGGAACCUGACUGAUUUGACCUUUAGGUUGGCUCUGUUGUCAGAUUUACAUUUGCUUGAUUUUUCUCCCAAAGAGAUCUGAGAUAUGACCCUUGUGACACCUACAGUGUUUCCUUCAUUUUCACAAGAACUAACUCAGGGCAGUGGUGAGAGGAGGACCUGGGCUUAGUAAUCUAGCUGAAUCAUCAUCUGCUGGUGGAUGCUUCUCCCCCAGAUCUCCAUGGCAAGCGUGCAGCUGAUGAUUCACAGAGCAUCACAAAACCAGGGUAUUCCCUACUCAUUCCGUAUAUCACAUUGCUUGAUUCCAAAAACUGAAAAUGUUAUGGACCCCAACUGAUGUCUCUUUUAUAGAAGAAUACAUGGCCAUGUCUCAGUCAUACAGGGUGGUGAACCAGUUGUUGUGCCCUGAUGUUUAUCUUAAAUGGCAACCAGAGUCAGAUGGCUUAUGGUCACAGAGGGCACCUCCCAUAAAUGUUCACCUAUUCACAAAUCUCACUUCUUCCUCUUUCUCUCUUCUCUUCUGCAUUUUGCUCCUUUUAGAACUUUCCCAUCAAAUUACCUUUUUUCCUGAAAAAAACAGUCCUUCCUGUAGAAUAAUAAAGUCUCAACUCAUACUGAUUUUUUGUCACUUGAAAAUUCAGUCCUUUAAGAUGUCAAGUGGAUGCCCAUGACUUUCCCAGAUAAGUUAUGUUGA